Baudoinia panamericana UAMH 10762 is the source of this 2037-nucleotide messenger RNA. RefSeq lists its product as uncharacterized. The transcript is spliced from 3 exons. Lineage: Eukaryota; Fungi; Ascomycota; Dothideomycetes; Mycosphaerellales; Teratosphaeriaceae. The coding region runs from base 1 to 2037 and encodes 678 amino acids. The record is from RefSeq and is a predicted model, not a curated record. Gene Ontology annotation, molecular function: oxidoreductase activity; copper ion binding.
AUGUCUACAGACUCGACCGUGACAUCGUGUCCAACCUCGACAGCAACUUACGGUCCGCCAGCAUCACAUCCCACAACAUCUGCACCCUCGUUUGGUGGUCCAGGCGGAUAUCCGGGUCAGGGUGGUCCGCCGUCAUCAAGUAACUGGUGGCAAUUCUGGCAACACAGUGUCGCGUUUCAACCCCCUAACUCGCACAACGCCAUACCAGGAUCAACUAUAGUCGCUCCCAAGCCUUCGGCAUCAGCUGCGGCAGGCUCCGCGGGCGCGGCGGGCCCCGGUGUUGCACUCACCAACUAUCAGCAGGUUGGCAACUCGACCCUGGGCACACUCAACCAGCCUUAUCUCCCGCAGUGGCUGGACGGCGGCUCGACACCACCUUGGGGCGCCAAUCGCACUGUUUACAACUCUGACGCAACCGUCAAGGGCGACAUUCCGGUCACUAACGUCACAAGGUUCUACGACUGGACUGUCAAGCGUAGCCGUAUCAGCGCAGAUGGCGUGCUGAGAGACGUCAUUCUCGUUAACGAUAUGUUCCCGGGUCCGAUCAUCGAGGCGAAUUGGGGAGACUGGAUCCAGGUGACUGUGCACAACAACAUUUCGAGCCCAUUCGAAGGCACUUCGCUGCAUUGGCACGGUCAGAUCAUGAAGGGCACGCCUUGGGAAGACGGCGUUCCUGGUGCUGGACAAUGUCCAAUCGCACCCGGUCACUCUUUCACUUACUUUUGGAGGGCUGAGCUCUUUGGCUCGUCUUGGUGGCACGCACAUUACAGCGCACAGUACACCGCGGGUGUCGCUGGGCCUAUGGUUGUUCACGGGCCAUCACCUCUGCCCUACGACAAUGACGUCGGCCCGGUCAUGGUGUCUGACUGGUACCAUAUUCCGUACUUCAGCAUUGUCAGCGAUGCCGUCGGCACCAACUUCUCGCUCAUCCCGCCGACUAGUGACGCGGUCCUGAUUAACGGUCGCGGUCGGUACAACUGCUCGGACCCAUCGUAUGCGAGUGGCCAAGAGCUACUUGCCAGCAACAUCAUGUCCAACAUCUCCUGGCAGUGUACCGAGAAUGCACCUUUGUCCAUGUUUCGCUUUCAAAGCGGCAAGGUCCACAGGCUUAGACUCAUCAACCACGGUUCGAACGGCGUCCAGAAGAUCUCGAUUGACAACCAUAUGAUGACCGUCAUCGAGACCGACCACGUACCGAAUAUCCCAUAUAACACUUCCAUCGUGACUUUGGGAGUGGGCCAGCGGACUGAUGUCUUGGUUACGGCGAACAUGGCGCCCAAUACUGCCGUGUGGCUUCGAACCCAUGCAGGCGGUGCUGAACCCUGUGGCGGUUCGCAAAACCCAGACAUGAUGGCUGCGAUCUACUACGAGGGCGCCAACACCAAUGCUGCCCCGACCUCUUCGUCUUCCGCCACCAACGAAACCUGCCUCAAUGAUGCGUUGACGAUUACACGACCUGCGUUCCCCAUCACACCCACCAACACUUCCUUCAUCCAAAAUCUUGAGUUGACACUGGAGGUCAACUCUACCGGUUCGUUCGAGUUCCGCGUUAACGGCCAGAGGUGGCACGUUGACCUCAAUGUGCCCCUUCUGCCCCAGUACGCUUCAGGCAACUUCACCUUCGAGCCGCAGUGGAACGUCUACAACUUCUACGAGAACAACACGGUCAUCUUGAACAUCACCAACAACAUGCCGCUCGUUCAUCCCUUCCAUCUUCACGGUCACAACUUCUACGUCCUCAAUAGCGGAGCAACCUGGAACGGUGAGAUCGUCAACCCUGAGAACCCGAUGCGCCGUGAUGGUAUCCUCAUCCCGCCUUACGGAUUCGCUGCGAUCCAGUUCGAGCUCGACAACCCGGGUGUCUGGCCACUCCAUUGCCACGUUGCAUGGCAUCUUAGCGGCGGCCAAGGUAUCCAGAUCGCCUACAGACAUAACGAGAUCGUCCCGAUACCUAGCAACUUCACCUCGCUAUCAUGCGACGACUGGAGCUACUACUCACAACAUAACGUUGUUGACCAGAUCGACGCUGGCGCAUGA